AUGAACCCCAACGCCGAUCCCAGUUCUCUACUUCCGAUCAAGGGAGAUGAUUAUCAGCAAGAAGCAAGCUUGGAUGAAGCUGAUGUCGCUAUGGACAUUUCAGAUUCGGAUGGUGACGGUGAUAGCAAAGAAUUGAUUGUUGGAGACGACACUCAAAGGAGAAAGGAAAGCCCAAUCUUGAUGUGGAAAGCUUGGGAAGAAGACUAUGUCAGAUGGUUAGAAUCUGUCGCAGAUGCAGACACGGAGAUCGAUAAUGUGAAUCAAGUUCUGGCGGAGACUGCUGAACCACCGCCCAGUUUAACUAUGCCUCUGCUAAGAUUUCAGAAAGAGUGGUUAGCUUGGGCGCUGCAGCAGGAGGAAUCUGCAGCCCGGGGAGGCAUCCUUGCCGAUGAGAUGGGGAUGGGCAAGACUGUCCAGGCCAUCGCACUGGUCCUGGCUAAGAAGGAACUUCAAGGAGCGGGGGAUGGAGCUUUCCCCCUACCAAGUUCAUCUCUUGGGUUGCCAAAAGCGAAGGCGACCCUUGUCAUAUGUCCUCCCAUUGCGGUGACGCAAUGGGCGAACGAGAUUAGCCGUGUCACGGUGACAGGUAGCCAGAAGGUGUUGGUCUAUUAUGGAUCCAAGAGGGGCAAGUCCCUUCAUGAAUUCUUGGAUCAUGAUUUCGUGAUCACCACGUAUUCAAUCGUCCAAGCUGAAUACAAGGAGUAUGUCUUGCCCGAGAAACAAAGAUGCACAGGGUGUGGAGAGUUGUUUGAUGAAGGGAUCCUGGAUUAUCACCGAGCUUUUUGUGUUAACAAUCCUGGGGUGGAUGUUACUCAGUCGGUGUAUGACGGGAAAAAGGAACCUCUAAAGAAAGUAAAGGGCUUGAAUAAGGAUAAGGCCUUUGGAGCUGGUUCUUCUACCAGUGAUUCAGAAGGAGCUGAAAACAGACCUCGUCCAAGCAAUUAUAAUUUGUACUCCGUGGACUGGAACCGAAUAAUAUUGGAUGAGGCUCACCAUAUCAAAGAUCAUCGAAGUAGCACUUCGAAUGCUGUUCUUUUCUUAAACUCUACCUACAAAUGGGCUCUAAGUGGCACUCCCCUUCAAAAUCGUGUUAGAGAACUUUACUCACUUAUCCGCUUCCUCCAGAUUUUUCCAUAUUCUUAUUACUUCUGUAUGGAGUGUGAUUGCAUAGAACUUAUUUACAGCUCUUUAACUUAUUGUUCAGUUUGCAAUCAUACACCUUUCAGCCACUUUUGCUGGUGGGAUAAAUAUGUUGCCAGACCAAUACAAGCGGAAGGACAUACUGGGCGUGGCAGAGAUGCAAUGCUUUUGCUGAAGCAUAAAAUUUUGAAAAGUAUACUCCUUAGGCGUACUAAACAGGGCAGAUCUGCCGAUCUUGCGCUUCCUCCCAAAAUGAUCUUUUUACGACGGGACUCACUCGAUAUCAAGGAAGAUGAUUACCUCAAAUCAUUGUACAAUGAUUCUCGGGCCCAAUAUAACACAUAUGUCAACGAAGGAACUAUUAUGAAUAACUACGCCAAUAUCUACAAUCUCCUCACACGUGUGCGACAGGCUUUGAAUCAUCCGUACCUAGUGGUAUACUCUAAAAAUGCCAUGAGCAAAGAAUCAAGUGCGGCGAAUGAUGGUGGUGAAGUAAAAUGUGGGCUGUGUCAUGAAUCUGUAAAAGAUCCUCUGGUUAAUGAUUGUGGACACACCUUUUGUCGAUCUUGUUUCAUCGACUUCUCAGCUAGUGCGGGACAAGUCUCAUGCCCUACAUGCAGCAUUACAGGUUUUAAGAGCUCCAGUAUUCUCAACAGAAUUCGGCUUGAUGACUUCCAGACUAGUACAAAACUAGAGGCUUUGAGGGAAGAAAUUAGAUUUAUGAUUGAGAGAGAUGGUUCUGCAAAAGGAAUCGUUUUUAGCCAAUACCCAUCAUUCUUGGAUUUGAUUCACUAUUCUCUGCAGAAGUCCGGAGUUCAGUGUGUUCAGUUGGAUGGAUCGACGAAUAUGAAGGCGAGAGAUAUAGCCAUCAAAAGAUUUAACGAGGAUCCAGAUUGUAUAUUAUUUCUGAUGAGCUUGAAAACGGGAGGGAUUGCACUUAAUCUCACAGCGGCAUCACAUGUAUUCUUGAUGGACGCGUGGUGGAAUCCUGCAGUUGAGCAACAGGCUCAAGAUAGAGUACAUAGAAUUGGGCAGUUUAAACCCGUGAGGGUUGUGAAGUUCAUUAUAGAAGGUUCAAUCGAAGAAAGAAUCUUAAAGUUGCAAGAGACGAAGCAAUUAUUAUUUGAAGGGACUGUUAGUGGGUCUGCCGAUGCACUAGGAAAGUUAACAGAGAAAGACAUAAAAUUCCUGUUUUCAACAUAAAUGCUAACUGCAAUUGGCGCCUAAAGGGAAGUGGCGCCUCCUGGUGAAUGCUA
Molecule: messenger RNA, 2396 nt
Organism: Daucus carota subsp. sativus
Lineage: Eukaryota; Viridiplantae; Streptophyta; Magnoliopsida; Apiales; Apiaceae
Product: ATP-dependent helicase rhp16
Exons: 15
Coding region: 1-2343 (780 amino acids)
Biological process (GO): nucleotide-excision repair
Cellular component (GO): nucleus
Molecular function (GO): ATP binding; ATP-dependent chromatin remodeler activity
Source: RefSeq, a predicted model, not a curated record